Molecule: messenger RNA, 892 nt
Organism: Ricinus communis (castor bean)
Lineage: Eukaryota; Viridiplantae; Streptophyta; Magnoliopsida; Malpighiales; Euphorbiaceae
Product: 60S ribosomal protein L18a
Exons: 4
Coding region: 140-676 (178 amino acids)
Biological process (GO): translation
Cellular component (GO): cytosolic large ribosomal subunit; ribosome
Molecular function (GO): structural constituent of ribosome
Source: RefSeq, a predicted model, not a curated record
UUUUAAAAUCUCGCAUCCAAACGGGCCCUAGGGUUCCUCGUCUCUUAUAUGAGCGCCGCUUCGUAUAAACGAGCCGUUCCUCUAGGCUGAGCCUCUACCUGCUCGUCUUCUUGUCUCGGUAAAAGCUUCUUCAUUAGAAAUGGUUACUUUCAGGUUCCACCAGUACCAGGUGGUAGGGAGAGCUCUACCAACAGAGAAUGAUGACCAUCCAAAGAUUUACCGUAUGAAACUCUGGAGCACCAAUGAAGUUCGUGCCAAAUCGAAGUUCUGGUAUUUCUUGAGGAAACUGAAGAAGGUUAAAAGGAGCAAUGGGCAAGUUUUAGCUAUCAAUGAGAUUUUUGAGAAGAGUCCUACCAAGAUUAAGAACUAUGGUAUCUGGUUGAGAUACCAAAGCAGAACUGGGUAUCAUAACAUGUACAAGGAAUACAGAGACACUACUCUUAAUGGUGCUGUGGAACAGAUGUACACUGAGAUGGCUUCUCGUCACCGAGUAAGGUUCUCAUGCAUUCAGAUCAUCAAAACAGCCACCAUACCAGCUAAGCUUUGCAAGAGGGAGAGCACUAAGCAGUUCCACAACUCUAAAAUUAAGUUCCCACUGGUGUUUAAGAAGGUUAGGCCACCCAGUAGGAAACUUAAGACCACAUAUAAGGCUUCAAGGCCCAACUUGUUUAUGUAAUUCUCUCAUGUUAUCUGAGUUUUUCUUUAUUGUUUGAGGUUCAGUUUUAGGUGAGAUGUAGGUUCUCAGACAAUAAAAAUCUGAAGUCUGUUUGAGUUUUAUGGGUUAAUACUUGGAGCAGUUUAGUUAAAUUUUCCAGUGAACAUUUCUACAGAUAUUGUUACAGGAUCUUCAGUUUUUGGUGAUAAAUUGUAGUGGUUAUGAUGGCUUAGGUUA